AUGGCGCCCGUGCCUAUUGAGCACCCGCCUAGUUAUAUCCCUUUAGCUUUAUCUACUACUCACCUGGGUCUCGUCGUCUACCUCACUUAUGCCGUAGGCGCAAGCUUAUACACGUCGUACAAGUCACUCUCCCCAGCUCAGGACACUCGUCGCCGCCAAGAAUGGCGUAAGAAGUUGGCUCCCGUCUUUGCCGGCCUUGCUGCCGUGGCGUUGGUCUCUACGACCUACUCGUCUCUAUCUUAUGCCGUUCUCUCGUACAAAGCCUGGGCCCACGAAAGAGACGUCGAACUUCCUCAUCGUCUUGUCGGCGAUAAGGGUUUCCUUCCUGGUACACACAAUGCAAGCCAGGUGUAUCUAGCGCGAUGGUUGGAUGACACGCCCAUCUACUAUGAUGCAUUCGAGAUCGUAGCUGAGAAGGCACGCCGAUUCUGGUGGGGACAGCAGGUUGACCUUGGCUCUAUCUCGUGGAGCAUAUUGCUUGCCAUCGAGGGUCGUCGCAGACACAUUCCUCUGCUUACCGCAUUCCUUGCCUUGGCUCAUCUAGUCAGCCUGUCCUUUGCUCAGAAUCUUUUCUACUUGGCCCUGCUUCUCACGCCAGCCCCUAUCGCAGCUGGAAAUGACCAUCUCGAGCUGCCUGUAGUUCCGAUGCCAGCUUCGAGGUGGGCUCGCAUUAGACAUGCCGUAUCACCUCCGAAGCCGACAAACUGGUGUCCACAUCCAGCUUUACUCCUCGGGGCAGUCUUGGUCAACUUUGCCUCCCUGUUUAUCCUGCCCUACGCAGUUGAAACGCCAUCCUUUGUGACUGUUGCACUUGUUACCCGCCUGUCAACUUUUCUCCCACUGAUUGUUUCGAAAGUGGUACCUACUUCUUGGGGCACAGUUCAUCCGCAUCCCCAUGAUGCCUACAGCUCUUUCACGUCACUAUUCCGUCUCAUAUCUCUCGCCAGCUUCGCUUUGCAUGCCAAGGCGACAUUCUUCGGUUUGCGUUACAAUCUGCCCGAUUCACAUUAUCAUCGCCAUUCGCGUUUCUUACCAUGGGACAUUGCAGAGAGAUCAACUUGGGAGCAGAGCACCACUGCUAUUGGCAAGGUUCUCGGCUCGACGAGAGAUCAUCCGGUGGUUGCAGCAGUGGGCUGGGACGUGCUGUUGUGUGCUCUCAGUCUCGGAAUCUGGACCGCUGUCAGAGCAACAGACGUCGAGGGCAUCAUUUUGUCUACGGUCCCGUUCUAUAAGAAGCCGGGCCAUGUGGCUGCUGACCAUGGGUCUACUCCUUCGGCUGUCAAGGAAGAGUUUGAUUCGAACGAGCAGGCUACAGAGAACGGCAUGAAACUGCGGCGCCGCGGGCCCCCAAAAUCUCGCGGAACCAGUAUAAGCAGUGUUGGCUCGGACGUGGCAGGUGACAAUACUGUACUGGGCACUGCCAGAAGACGUGGAAGGCCGAAGAAGGUUGCAGAGCCCGACGAGGCGUAUGAGCCUACAGCUGCGGAGGCAAGUCAGGUGGUUGAGGGUGAUAUUCUACCGCCCAAAGAGCUGGAUUGGGAGAGUGCAGCACUCGCGUGGGGAUUGGCUGCUUUUGGAGGCUUAGGCGCCGCUGAAGCUGGCGUCUUCGGCGCCGAAUGUGUUUCCAGGUAG
This is a messenger RNA of Truncatella angustata, 1632 nucleotides long. RefSeq lists its product as uncharacterized. The transcript has 3 exons. Lineage: Eukaryota; Fungi; Ascomycota; Sordariomycetes; Amphisphaeriales; Sporocadaceae. The record is from RefSeq and is a predicted model, not a curated record. The coding region runs from base 1 to 1632 and encodes 543 amino acids.